Molecule: messenger RNA, 3759 nt
Organism: Monodelphis domestica (gray short-tailed opossum)
Lineage: Eukaryota; Metazoa; Chordata; Mammalia; Didelphimorphia; Didelphidae
Gene: ITGB2
Product: integrin subunit beta 2
Biological process (GO): cell-matrix adhesion; integrin-mediated signaling pathway; neutrophil chemotaxis
Cellular component (GO): integrin complex; focal adhesion; cell surface
Molecular function (GO): amyloid-beta binding; integrin binding; protein kinase binding
Source: RefSeq, a predicted model, not a curated record
CAGGAGGACUCGGUGAUGCCACUUCGGUCCUGGGGAGGGGGUGGGGCAGCCCCCCCUCCGGGCGGGGACACUCCAGGGGCUGCAGAAGAAAGGGAGGCCCGAAGGCAGCCCCCCCCAGGGCGUUCCCAGCCCACCUCCUCCUCCUCCUCCUCCAGGGGCUGGACCAAGGUGAGCCGCAGCCCAUCCCUGCCCCUCCCCGGGCCUGGGCCGCCAAUAAGUCCCCCUGAGCCCCCUCCCUGGGCUUCUCUCCCAGGAAGGCCGAGCAGGAGAAAGGCAGACGGCAGCCCGACGAUGCUUUACCGCAGCUUCCUGGGCCUGGCCCUGACCGCGGUCCUGCUGGGGCUGCCCCUUCUGCCGCCAGGCCUUUCCCAGGAAUGUCCCAAGUACAAGGUCAACACCUGCCAGGAGUGCAUCAAGUCAGGCCCCGGCUGUGCCUGGUGUAAGACUCUGAAUUUCGCCGAGAGAGGGGAGCCGGAUUCCAUCCGCUGUGACACCAGUCAGCAGCUCCGGCAGCGUGGCUGCCCAGAAGGCGACAUCGUGAAUCCCCGCAGCGUGGUCAGGCCGAUGGCGGAUCCCUCUGGCACCAAGACAUCCCAGCUGACGCCUCAGAACAUCCAGCUCCGUCUGCGGCCAGGUCAGACAGCAGCAUUCAACCUCACCUUCAAGCGAGCCAAGGGCUACCCCAUCGACCUCUACUACCUCAUGGACCUGUCCUACUCCAUGUACGAUGACCUGAUCAAUGUGAAGAAGCUGGGGGGCGACCUGCUGAGGGCCCUGAAUGAGAUCACCGAGUCUGGCCGCAUAGGGUUUGGCUCGUUCGUGGACAAGACGGUGCUACCCUUCGUCAAUACCCACCCCGAGAAGCUGAAGCACCCGUGCCCGACCAAGGACACCCAGUGCCAGCCCCCCUUCGCCUUCCGGCACGUGCUCAGGCUCACCAACAACUCGAACCAGUUCCAGAGUGAGGUCGGGAAGCAGCUCAUCUCUGGGAACCUGGAUGCCCCGGAAGGGGGGCUGGACGCCAUGAUGCAGGUGGCCGUGUGCCAGGAGGAGAUCGGCUGGCACAACGUGACUCGCCUGCUGGUGUACGCCACCGACGAUGGCUUCCACUUUGCCGGAGACGGGAAGCUCGGGGCCAUCCUCACCCCGAACGACGGCCGCUGCCACCUGAGAAACAGCCUCUACGAGGACAGCAACAAGUUCGACUACCCCUCUGUGGGGCAGCUGGCCCAGAAACUGGCAGAGAACAACAUUCAGCCCAUCUUUGCUGUGACCAAAAAAAUGGUCCCGACGUAUGAAAAACUCACGGAGAUCAUUCCCAAGUCAGCUGUCGGGGAGCUGUCCGAGGACUCCAGCAACGUGGUCCAGCUCAUCAAGAAUGCUUACAAUAAACUGUCCUCGAGGGUCUUUGUGGACCACAGCAUCAUCCCGGAUACCCUGAAGGUCACCUACGACUCCUUCUGCAGCAAUGGCCAGUCGAGUGUGGACCAGCCCAGAGGAGACUGUGAUGGUGUCCAGAUCGGCACGCCGAUCACCUUCCAGGUGAAAGUGACUGCUACUGAGUGUGUCAAAGAGGAUUCCUUCACCAUCCGGCCCCUGGGCUUCACUGACAUGGUCAACGUCCAGGUUCUGCCCCUCUGUGAGUGCCAGUGUGAGGGUGAGAAGCUCAACAGGAAGCACUGUGAUGACAAGGGCUUCGUGGAGUGUGGCAUCUGCAGGUGUGACCCGGGCCACAUCGGCAAGACGUGCGAGUGCCAGACCCAGGGCAAGAGCAGCCAGGAGCUGGAGGGCAGCUGCCGGAAGGACAACGGCUCGGUCCUGUGCUCCGGCCUGGGGGACUGCGUGUGCGGCCUGUGCACCUGCCACAUCAGCGACCACCCCAACAAGCAGAUCUACGGGAAGUUCUGCGAGUGUGACAACAUCAACUGCGAGCGCUACGAGGGCCAGGUCUGCGGGGGCGCAGAUCGAGGCCGCUGCGACUGCGGCAAAUGCCUCUGCUUGCCGGGCUUCGAAGGGACGGCGUGCCAGUGCCAGAAGUCCACCGAGGGCUGCCUGAACAUCCGCAAAGUCGAGUGCAGCGGCCGUGGGCGCUGCGAGUGCAACGUGUGCAAGUGCGACCCCGGCUACCAGCGCCCGCUGUGCGAGGAGUGCCCGGGCUGCCCGUCCCCCUGCAACCGAUACAUCUCCUGCGCCGAGUGCCUCAAGUUCCAGACGGGACCCUUCGCCAAGAACUGCAGCGCGGCGUGUCCCGGCACGACCCUGUCCCCGACGCCCCUCCGCGGCAAGCCCUGUAAGGAGCGCGGCUCGGCCGGCUGCUGGCUGACCUACACCAUGAAGCAAGUGGACGGGCGCGAGCAGUACCACAUCUACGUGGACGAGGAGCAAGAAUGCGUGGCGGGACCCAACAUCGCCGCCAUCGUCGGGGGCACCGUGGUCGGCGUCGUGCUCAUCGGGGUGCUGCUGCUGGCCGUCUGGAAGGUCCUGACGCACUUCAGCGACCUGCGCGAGUACAAGCGCUUCGAGAAGGAGAAGCUCAAAUCCCAGUGGAACAACGACAACCCCCUUUUCAAGAGUGCGACGACGACUAUCAUGAAUCCCAAGUUUGCCGAGAACUAGGCGGCCGCCAUCGCCUUCGGUAACACCCAGGAGGCUGUGCGAGGGGCCCGGACCUGUCUGGGGGCCCCGCCGGCCUCUGGCCGGAUCUUCUCCCACCUUCCAGGACGAUUCUGAAGCUGCCCCCCCCCCCCCCCCCCGCUUCUUUGGGGCCCUCGCCUUCCCCGCCAUGCUCUGGCCCACGAGGUUCACACGCCGCCCUCUGUCCUCCCUCUGGUUCCCCGCUGGACCUGCUCCGGGCCGGCCCUGCUUCUAGGAUGAAGGGGAGGGACGGACGGAAAACCAGCGAUGGAUGGCACGUCCUGGGUUCGGAUCUGGCUUCAGACGCUUCCUAGCUGGGUGACCUUGAGCAAGUCACUUAACCCCCAUUGUCUAGCUCGGGGGAGCUCCUUACCGUCUUCUGCCUUGGAGCCCAUGGAAGAGGAGGGUUAAAAAGCGCGCUGGAAGGAGCCAGAAGGGACAGGCUGCUGGUGCUGAAAAGUGGGUGGGUGGAUGGACAGGUGGAUGGACGGACAGAUGGGUAAAUAGAAAGAGAAUGGACGGAUGGCCGGAGGAGUGGGUGGAUAGACAGAAUGGACAGACAGAUGGACGGACAGAUGGAUACAGAAUGGACAGACGGAUGGAUGGGUGGAUAGACAGAAUGGAUGGACGGACGGAUGGAUGGAUGGAUAGACAGAAUGGACGGACGGACGGAUGGCCGGAGGAGUGGGUGGAUAGACAGAAUGGACGGAUGGGUGGAUAGACAGAAUGGACGGACGGAUGGACAGAUGGGAUACAGAAUGGACAGACGGAUGGAUGGGUGGAUAGACAGAAUGGAUGGACGGACGGAUGGACAGAUGGAUACAGGAUAGACAGAAUGGACGGACGGAUGGACGGACAGAGGAGUGGGUGGAGGGACCGUCCUUACUGUGAAAUCUGAAGCCGCUGGAAAGGGCCCGCCGCUGAUGGCAGGACCCAGAGCCAGAGGCUGGGGGCAGCGGACCUCACUUUCCCCCGCAGGCCCCCCCAGGCUCCCUUCCUUUUCCAUGGCCAGUUCCAUGGUUUGGGCCCAGGAAGGCUGCCUGGCCGGCCCCCCCUCCCCGAAGCGGCUGCGCGCAGCUAACUGGCUUCUCCUCUUCUGAGCGCUUAUUAAAAUGGCAGCCGCCA